UAUUGUAUACUGGUUCCCGGUCCCAUAAAAUAUACAUUCGAAGUCGGAAUGAUGAUGGAGGGACUGGGAACCAGCCUAGAGUCAUUGUCAUGGCGCCCUCUUCAGACCAUGCAUAAGAGCAUGGUUUGUUUGAAUGGUACCCGCGCUCUCGCGUCACUCGCAGCUUGCUAGAUAUUCUGCCGCAAAGUUCACUGACCGGUACACCUGAUAGCAAAUGAUGACGUUAUCACGCAAGGAUGACAAAACUCCCGUGCCUAUUCCGAAAGUCAAUCCGUCGUUAUAGCAGAAAAUAAUUUUCAUAAUUGCCACUUCUCCACGAAUCUUCCAGCUGCUUCGUGUCGCCUGUCUUUCCGAAAAAAUUAAUUGAAAUUAUCAUUUUGUGAUUGGCAACGCAAGGGCGGAAUUGAGUGGAGAAGUACGCUGAUGCUGGACUUCUGCUGAAGAUAAGAUUGGUAAUUUCCCUCUGGAGCAGAUAAUUGACAGUUAUUAUGACACCACCUCCGGAAUAAAAAUCCUUCGUGGCUUCUUGAUAUUCAUCAGCGGAAUAAAAGAAAUUGAACGAUGAUAUCAGUGGUACUGUGGUUAUCAUGAUUCCAAAGGACUGCUUACACAAGACAAUUCGGAGCUUACUUAAGCAAAGUGAAACGGCUGAUUCAUAAGAAUUCGGCCCAUACUGAUGAUGUCCCCUACGCUUGGCAUAAACGUGGCUUUGAUGUGUUAGGGACAGGAAAAAUGACACUAAUUCUCCAACGCUCUCUGCAGAGAAUAGAACUUUGGGACAAAACACCGAAACGUCUUCAAUCGGUAAAACUGCUUAAUCUUCCCGGAGUGUCUGCUGGCAAAUAAUCUACCUGAUGAGUUACCAUCUUGGUUCCUUUGUUUCAGCAUGAUAAUGAAGUUUUUAAAAAACAGCUACUUUGUGCAAGAAAUGUAGCAUGUCUGCCAACACGUUGAUGGUAACAUCCAUUGGUGGACGAGCAGUCCUGCAAGCUAUUACCAAGUCAGCAGCUGACAAACUCAUCUUAAUGAUGCAAAUUGCUGGUGGAAUUCACUGCAUCAUGUGACAAACUUGGAAUUUUGUGACAGUUUGAAAUUGUGACUUUUGUUUACUUUAAUUGCCCAGUCGCGAGGUUCACAGUUUGUUUUCAAAAAAAAAUAUUGCCAGCAUCAUCAACAUAAUUACACCAAGUCUUUGUGCGGUACUAUACAUUGUUUUACCACACGCAUUCUUUGUAGGCCUAAACGUCGAGGGGAGCUACAUAAUUCAGAACAAUCUAACUUGGAUGGAAGUUUGAGAUUUGAACAACUUUGAGUAUAGACAAGGAACAUGGAUCGGUCUUCUCUGGGCGGUACAACAGCCGCUCCGGCGAGUAUUGUGAGUUCGAGUGACGGAGUUCUGCUGGUGAUCUACGCGUUCAUCGGCGGCAUAGGCAUGGUGGGUAACGGUCUGGUCUGCUUGAUCUUCACCGUCAGACGCCAAGCCUUCGGCUCCGUCACCAAUCUCCUUAUAUUAAACCAAUCCAUGAUAGACCUGGUCGACUCGGUGCUGUUUCUUAUUCUACGAUUUGGUCCCCAGUUUUCUAGUCUUUCGGGCGCCAACGGCAGCGUCUGGAGCGAACUGGUCUGCCGGCUGUGGUUCUCCGAGUACAUCAUGUGGUCGCUCUUUAUCGCAUCGACUGUUAACCUACUCUUCGUGACGCUGGAGCGAUACUUCGCCAUCUGCCAUGCCGUGCGUCACCGGUCUCUCUUCACCGUUCGGCGCGCAAACAUCGGCCGCGGCUUGGUGUGGUUGAUAGGCUUCAGCUACCAGUCCUACUGGGCGGUGUUACAUCGUGUGACUGCUGACGGUGAGUGCUACGCGGUCUGGCCCAGCCUUACCGUCCAAGCCUUCCUUGGCACUGUGUUCUUCUGCUGUGAGUACCUCAUCCCCCUCAGCAUCAUGACGUUCAGUUACAUCAGCAUCAUCGUCAUGCUUCGCAACAGAUCAAGACGCACCAACGCCAACACAUUCCAGAGGACCAAACGUAACGUUACCCUAACCCUGUGCUUCGUGUCGGUGUCAUACACUGUGUGCUGGACGCCGACCGAAUUCUCCUACCUCAUGUACAACAUGGGCCACGAGUACGACUUCAGCAGCUCCACGCACUACAUCUUCACCGUGUUAGUCCUGCUCAAUAUGUGCAUCAAUCCUCUCAUCUAUCUAAUCAAGUACAAGCGUUUCCAAGUGGAACUGAAAAAGAUCUUUUUCCGUCGAUGUUGCGGGUAUAAUCGGGUGGACUCCCUCCCUGGCCCGACCGGCACUGCACUGUCCGUUGUGGCCGUAGCAUCCGGGGGACCGUGGGGCGUGGCGCCACUGUAAUAACAAACGCAUAUGUGACACUAUCU
Patiria miniata (bat star) is the source of this 2385-nucleotide messenger RNA. Its product is annotated as neuropeptide Y receptor type 6-like. The record is from RefSeq and is a predicted model, not a curated record. Gene Ontology annotation, biological process: G protein-coupled receptor signaling pathway. The coding region runs from base 1328 to 2359 and encodes 343 amino acids. Lineage: Eukaryota; Metazoa; Echinodermata; Asteroidea; Valvatida; Asterinidae. The transcript has a single exon. Gene Ontology annotation, cellular component: membrane. Gene Ontology annotation, molecular function: G protein-coupled receptor activity.